Menidia menidia (Atlantic silverside) is the source of this 2522-nucleotide messenger RNA. The record is from the annotation of a GenBank genome assembly. NCBI's taxonomy places the organism in Eukaryota, Metazoa, Chordata, Actinopteri, Atheriniformes, Atherinopsidae.
CGGUUGGGAGCGUGCUUAAAGAUAGCCUCUGGGGAUAUUAGAGCAGCACACACCCCUGCAGCCCGCUCAGAGAAACUCCCCCUUCAGCACUCUGGACAGAGGCAGCACUGACCGCUGGCUGUUUUGGUUGAAGUUAAGUUUCAGGCUGCAGGCUCCCAGUCUGGUCAGCUGACGCGGCUAAUGGUCAGCCACUUUCUCCACGGCCACCCACUCCUCAGCGCCAACUCAUCAAACCAGACACCAGAGAGCAACUUGAUGAAUAUUCAUAGGUUCCGCUCUGGGAGGCCGACGAAAGGAAAAAGGUCGACAAAAGUCCGUUUGAACGUUCAUCUGAAUCAAGCUCGAAUAGACUUCAAGUCUGUCUCAAGAGGAUAAAGCUCCCAAGAAGAAGCGGGGUGGAAUCCGAGUAUAAUUAGAAGCUUGAAAAGUUUUUUUCUUCUUCUUUUUUUCAUUUGAUAUCAAAAACUUUCUGCACCGUUUUCUUCACUUGGACCAUCUUCAGAAUGCUGCUGGAACACCCGGGGUCAAGUUGUCAAAACGCUGGGAAUUUCUCUCGCUACAAUUCAGGCCAAGAAAUCCCAGUGUGCGCAGGCUGCAGUCAGCACAUCGUGGACCGGUUCAUCCUCAAAGUGCUGGACCGCCACUGGCACAGCAAGUGCCUGAAAUGCAGCGACUGCCAGGCGCAGCUGGCGGAGAAGUGCUUCAGCAGGGGAGACAGCGUGUACUGCAAAGACGACUUUUUCAAGAGAUUCGGGACCAAAUGCGCGGCCUGUCAGCAAGGUAUUCCGCCCACACAGGUGGUGAGGAGAGCGCAGGACUUCGUUUACCACCUGCACUGUUUCGCCUGCAUCGUGUGCAAGAGGCAGCUGGCCACAGGUGACGAAUACUACCUGAUGGAGGACAGCAGGCUGGUCUGCAAAGCCGACUAUGAGACCGCCAAGCAGAGAGAGGCGGACUCAACUGCAAAAAGGCCGCGCACAACCAUCACAGCUAAACAACUGGAAACACUGAAGAACGCUUACAACAACUCUCCAAAACCAGCCCGGCACGUCCGGGAGCAGCUCUCAUCAGAGACAGGCCUGGAUAUGCGGGUUGUGCAGGUUUGGUUUCAAAACAGGCGAGCUAAAGAGAAAAGGCUGAAGAAAGAUGCUGGGCGGCAGCGGUGGGGGCAGUACUUUCGCAACAUGAAGAGAUCAAGAGGCAGCUCCAAAUCUGACAAAGACAGCAUCCAGGAGGAGGGCAUGGACAGUGAUGCUGAGGUGUCCUUUACAGAUGAACCUCCCAUGUCAGAGCUUGGCCACACUAACAGCAUUUAUAGCAGCCUGAGUGACUCCUCUCCGGCUAUGGCAGGUCGCCAAGGCGGUAACAGCCACGGCUCCUUUCCUCUGGAACAUGGCGUCCUCCCUUCCCAAGACCAGUUCCAUGAUAUCCGCUCCAACAGCCCCUACGUCCUCCCCCAGUCUCCCGGGUCCCUUCAGGCACUACCCAGACACCAGCCUCUCAUCUCAAGCCUCGUGUACCCGGAGUCCGGCCUCUCCAUCAUGAGCCAAGGCGGAGGACCUGGCAUCAACCCGGCUGUGAGGGUCUCCAUGGGAGCUGCAAAUGGCCCCAGCUCGGACCUCUCCACCGGCAGCAGUGGUGGAUACCCAGACUUUCCCGCUAGUCCAGCGUCCUGGUUAGACGAGGUGGACCACGGACAGUUCUGAUUGGUGAACAAAAAAAACUCUCUUAUUUGCGUUUUUGGUCAUGUCUUCUGGUGCAUUUCCCAGGAGGACGAUGGCCGCAGAGGACACUGAUCAUGUAAAAGAGUAGCCUGCUGUCACUGGUUCUCGGAAAAAUCUGACAUGUUGAUAGAUUCGAUGUUUAUGGACUUGAUGGAAACAAGUAGGGAAAUGUUGAUUUUAAAGCACUUGGCCUGCUCACUGUCUUUCAGUUUUCAGAUGUCAUGCAAAAAACAAGAAGUUGAAGUCACAGAUAUUACUAUUAACUUUUUUUAAAACCACAAACAGCACUGACAAAGACUGAACAUAUUUACAAAAUCAAUACUGGGAUUUUCAGAAAUUCUCAUUCAUUCAACUCCCAUCACGACAUUCUUUGUUAACAGGUGUUUUCAGGUGAAGCAUUCAGUUCAACCCUCAAAGUCUUUAAAUGUCUGGUUGUUGCCAAAUGUCUAUAUAUAUGUACACAUAUAUAUAUAUGAAUAUAUAAUGGUUUAUCAUUGUGGAGACUUUAUUUUUAUACAAACACCUUCUUGGACAUAAAUAAGAAGCUGGGCAUGAAGACUUUGUACAUUCUUGAACAGGGAUUUAGACAUAAAUGUAGAUUUUGUCUCGAUACCUAGGGGUCCAAUUACUUCUAUGCAUUUGUGUGUCCUAUGAUGUAUUUUGUUCGUUUUGUUCUACCACCCCAAGGCAGACAUGUAGCAUCUGGGGGUUCUGAUGUAUAUGUUUGUUUCUGUGGAAAAUGUUUUAUGUAUUAUUUAUUCCCUCUGGUAAUGAUGAUGAUUCAUAAUUAAAUGGCAA